Echinops telfairi (small Madagascar hedgehog) is the source of this 838-nucleotide messenger RNA. Its product is annotated as 60S ribosomal protein L7. The record is from RefSeq and is a predicted model, not a curated record. Gene Ontology annotation, cellular component: cytosolic large ribosomal subunit. Bases 28 to 774 code for a protein of 248 amino acids. Gene Ontology annotation, biological process: maturation of LSU-rRNA from tricistronic rRNA transcript (SSU-rRNA, 5.8S rRNA, LSU-rRNA). The transcript has a single exon. Lineage: Eukaryota; Metazoa; Chordata; Mammalia; Afrosoricida; Tenrecidae. Gene Ontology annotation, molecular function: structural constituent of ribosome; RNA binding.
CCUUUUUUUUUUUAACCGGCUGGAAUCAUGGAGGCUGUCGCAGAGAAGAAGAAGGCGGCCCCUGCUGUUCCAGAGACCCUUAAGAAAAAGCGAAGGAAUUUCGCAGAACUAAAGAUCAAACGCCUCAGAAAGAAGUUUGCCCAAAAGAUGCUUCAAAAGGCAAGGAGAAAGCUUAUCUACGAGAAAGCUAAGCACUAUCACAAGGAAUACAGGCAGAUGUACAGAACUGAAAUCCGAAUGGCUCGGAUGGCGAGGAAAGCUGGCAACUUCUAUGUGCCUGGAGAGCCCAAGCUGGCGUUUGUUAUCAGGAUCAGAGGUAUCAAUGGUGUGAGCCCCAAGGUUCGCAAAGUGCUGCAGCUUCUUCGCCUUCGCCAGAUUUUCAAUGGCGCCUUUGUUAAGCUUAACAAGGCUUCAAUUAACAUGCUGAGGAUUGUGGAACCAUACAUUGCAUGGGGGUACCCAAACCUGAAGUCGGUGAAUGAACUCAUCUACAAGCGUGGUUACGGCAAAAUCAAUAAGAAGCGUAUUGCCUUAACAGAUAACACUCUGAUUGCACGGUCUCUUGGUAAAUAUGGUAUCAUCUGCAUGGAGGAUCUGAUUCAUGAGAUCUAUACUGUUGGGAAACGUUUCAAAGAAGCAAAUAACUUCCUGUGGCCCUUCAAAUUAUCUUCUCCGCGAGGUGGGAUGAAGAAAAAGACCACCCAUUUCGUAGAAGGUGGAGAUGCAGGCAACAGGGAAGACCAGAUCAACAGACUUAUUAGAAGGAUGAACUAAGGUAUCUCUCUGCCAUGAUUAUUUUUGUAAUCUGGUCUCUUAAUAAAACAGUGACUGCUUUCAA